UCUAGUAUCCUUGGCUUCUUCGUAUGGGGAUUCCCAAAAUCUUCGGGUGCACUCCUCGCAGCGUACUUGCAGGAGCCACUCUACAGUUCACAGAAGCACGCAAUGUCCACCCUGCCGCUGAUUGGCACCCUCUCCACAGGUAUUUUGUAUUGCUCAGGUAUCACCUCCCCUUGUACAAGUUUCCCCGGGUCGACUGAUCGCCGCCUGCAGGAAUUGUUAUUUAUCCGCCAAUGUAUUAUUACCCGCGCCUUCGCAAGCCGUACCUGUUGUCUGGGGUUUUUAUUUGUUUUCCUAGCUUGCUCGGGGCAAGCUUUACCACGAACGUAUGCGUCCCUGGUCUACUACCCUAUCCUCUCGUACUUGUCCGAAUGGUUUGUGCAGCGCCGGGGCUUGGCAAGUGGGAUUGUUGUUGCAGCUGACAAUGCCGGCGGUGUUCUCUUUCCCAUCAUCAUACCGGCCCUUAUCUCGCGCUUCGGAAUCAUGUCAACAACGCGUAUCUACGCAGUCGUACUGGCAGUAUGCCUGUUGCCCGCGAUCCCAUUCAUGAAGGCGCGUCUUCCCGAAUCGCCCGUGCACGGUUCCACACUGCGCUCAGCGACACGUUCGUGGAUGCAUGACCGCAGGUUCUGGUUCUUCAUUGUGAUCAACACGCUCCAGGGCUUCGCACACUUCGUGCCUCUCAUCUGGCUGCCAACAUUUGCAACCUCGCUCGGCCUCACGACAAGUCAAGCAUCGUUGACGCUGACACUUUCCAAUGCCACCGCCAUCAUUGCCGGGUUCGCAGUGGGUUGGCUCAGCGAUCGGUGCAACAUCUGGGCGCUCGCGUUCUCAGUGUUGCUGCUCAGCUCGCUCGCAACACUCGUGCUGUGGGGUGUAACAUCGUUCUCGUUCGCCGGCGUCCUCGCGUGUGCCGCUGUGUACGGCAUUACCGCGGGUAGCUGGUCGAGUCUGUGGAGCGGAUUUGUGCGGCCUAUCGCGCUAGGCGACCCAUCUGUUGCGACCACAAUAAUCAACUUCAUGAUGCUGAGCCGAGGGAUUGGGAAUAUCGCGUCUACGCCAAUUUCUACUGCCCUUCAGCAAGCGAAGCUUGUAGUUGUACUGGGCAGUGGCGCGACAAAGACCGGCUUCGCAGUCGAUGGCGGGCGGUACACUGCGGUCAUCGUCUAUACUGGGGCAUGUUUUGCGUGUGCGUCGGCUGUCACCAUUCUGGGCUGGUUUUUGGACAGGAGACGAGGCAUGAAGCGAGCUGACGAUGUACGCAGCAACUAG
Messenger RNA from Phanerochaete carnosa HHB-10118-sp, 1269 nucleotides. RefSeq lists its product as uncharacterized. Gene Ontology annotation, biological process: transmembrane transport. The record is from RefSeq and is a predicted model, not a curated record. The annotation marks the transcript as partial. Gene Ontology annotation, cellular component: fungal-type vacuole membrane. The transcript has 5 exons. Gene Ontology annotation, molecular function: transmembrane transporter activity. NCBI's taxonomy places the organism in Eukaryota, Fungi, Basidiomycota, Agaricomycetes, Polyporales, Phanerochaetaceae.